UGAAAAUCAAGUCACAUUCACAUUAUUACUCCAAAAAUUAAGCUGCAUUCACACAAUAAUAUUUUGAUUUUAUUUCACGUGAAUCUUGAAUUAUUAAAAUAAUUAAUAAUAUAAGCAUGGACCAACCUCGUCAGACUGAAGGAACGCCUGGAUUUUGUCCAGACUGUGGAUCUAUUAUUCCACCUAUGAAACCAAUGGGCGGCAGCAUCUGUUAUUUGUGUCAAAAGGAACAUGAUGUUUCUGUGUUUGGUGACAUGAGGAUAGACUAUAAUAUCCCAUUCAACAAGAUUCCAAAUGAAGACGAUAAUGACAGCAGCGAUGAUGAGCAAGCAGAAGGACCAGUUGUGGACAGAAAAUGUAAUAAAUGUGGAAAUGAUAAAAUGUCUUAUGCCUGUCUACAGCUACGAUCAGCAGAUGAAGGUCAAACUGUGUUCUUUACAUGCACAAAGUGUAAAUUUAAGGAAUCUGAGAACUCGUAAUUUAUUUAAUAAAGUUAUUAAGGUUUUUGUUACAUUCUAUAAGAUUUACGAGAACUUUCAUGACAUUCAUGACUGUGCCUGAAUAGAUGUGUGGAAAUUCUAUAGACUUAUCUAAUUUGUAGUUGAACAGCAGUCGUUUGCUAAUGAAAUCGCUGUGGUAUGAAAAAUUUCCAACUUCUAUAUAUUUCUGCUUAAUUACCGAGUACAUUUCAAUGCCAAUCUUAAAGGAUUCACUGUUAUUAAGCAUGUCUGCUGGAUAUAAGACAAUCUGGAAAUGAUGAUCGAAUUUCUCAUAAAUCUUCUUUAAAUGCUUAAUCAUUUCCUCAACAACUUCAUUAAAGGACUCUUCAUUAGUUGUUGCUAUGAAUGCUUGACAGCAUGUCGAUUGGACAGUCUUGUACAAGUUUUGAUGCUCAUAAUGAUUAGUGCUGCUGUAAAUCUUUCCAGUAUUAAUGAGUUUUAAUGGAAGUUGAGUCGGAAAAGCGAUAAGCUUUGAUAUAAAUGGCAGGUAAUUGAUAAAAGAUCCACUUCCACUUAAAUGCAGCAGGUUCAAUUUAUUGUCAAUAGCUUCUUCUUUAAGGUGGAACAAGUUUUCUGGAUUUAGAGCUGCACCUUCGGCUAUUAUGCUUCUAACAAAGUCUGGAUUGCUGAACUUGAUGAAUCCAGCAUCUCUAAGGUAGUCACAAAGAUCCAGUGGAGUAAAUAAGUCAAAUUGUGCAGCAUCUCCUUUCAUGUAAUAACAAGCUGGAUCAUAAAACUCGAUAAGUUCCUGAAUCUUUUCAUUUGGGUGCUCAAUUUCAGGCUUUUCUAAGUGACUGUAAACGAUUUCCUUAACUUUUGGUGUUUUCUCGUGAAUGAUAUUAGGGAUGUUAAGGAAGUUAUGGACGAAUUGGUCCUCUAAAUGAUAAGAAUUUUCCUUUAAUUUCUUUAAAUCUUCACGAAUGAUUUUUCCUUGCAAUCUAAGUCCUUCUGUAGCUUCAACCUUCAUUUGCUUUGCUAUAUCUAAUCGACGAUCUUCAAGUUCCUUCUUUCUAUUCUCCACAGCACUAAACAGCUCAUAUUCAUCCUUUAAAGUCUCUAAAUUUAUCGGCAAUUUUCUACGCUCAAUGUUUUCCUUAAUUUCAUUGAAAUUCUUCAUUCGCUCGUCAAUUUCUAAGAAUGGCGAGAGAACUGCAAAGUUCUCCAUAGCUUUAUCGCCUGUCACGUAAAGUGCUGUGACAUUUCGUCUUAACAUUAAGUUUGGAAUCAAAAAUCGCCGCAGCAUUUCUGUAGAAACUUAAUGUUUAUGUUUUAAAAUAAUUAUUUAAUGUAAAGUAAGUGAUGCUUAAGAUUCAAUGUUUGUUGGUUUAGUG
Molecule: messenger RNA, 1831 nt
Organism: Chironomus riparius
Lineage: Eukaryota; Metazoa; Arthropoda; Insecta; Diptera; Chironomidae
Source: the annotation of a GenBank genome assembly